UUAACCAUACCCAGCGUUUUCACAGAACUCUCCUUUAAAACAGCGGGACUGUCCCUUCGUGGUUCUGAAUCCAGUCCACUGUGAUCCAGUCCUGGUCCCUCCUCUCCCUGUCUGGAUCCUGAGCUCUGAUUGGACGCUGGCUGCUCGUCAGGAAGAAAGAGGUUCUGUGUUGUUCAGACACUGUCAGGAGGACGUGGACCCGACCGGAACAUCUCGGUGGAUUACAGACCGUGGCUGCGGCGUUCUUUUUUUUUUUUUUUAGUCGAACCGAACCGAGUCUCUCUGCAGGCCCGCUCGGAGACUCGGACUGGACGGCUCCCAGUGAUCCGGACCCGCCGAGCCGCUGUGUGGCGACCUCCUGGACGAGCCUGUACCCCCCCUCACCGGAGGACCCCAGUCCGCUGCUGCCUCUGCUGAGCCGGUCCGGGAACAGAUCAGGUCCAUGGACGAAGUGAGCGGCCGAGGUCCGGUUCGGCUGCAGGAGGAGAACCAGUGACAGCGGACUCCUGUUGAAACAGAACCGCUGUUUACUUCCACACAGUCCGCACCAGGAGUGAAGCCCCUCCCCCUGUCUCCAUUGGAAACUCAGUCGUCGGCUUCGUUGGGUGGUGCUGGUGAGCGGCAGGCCUUAGAGCUCAGGGUCCGAGCAGUUGAAGAGGAGAACCGGGCGCUGCGCCGGGAGCUCAGUCGGCCUCCCAAGAAUAAGUCUGCACACCUUCCAGAUGGCCCCCACCACAGGAAUCAGAACCGGACGUACUCAGAGGAGGGCACCGGGGACAACGAGGGUCAUAGAAAGGCUGCGGUGGGAAACAACUCUGACUGCGUGCAGCAGCCGGUGGUGGAUAAGUGUGAGACCAUCCACGUGGCCAUCGUAUGUGCAGGUUACAAUGCCAGCCGAGACGUAGUGACGCUGGUCAAAUCCGUCCUCUUUCACAGACGGAACCCCCUUCAUUUUCAUUUCAUCACCGACUCCAUUGCCCAGCAGAUCCUGUCCUCCUUGUUCCACACCUGGAUGGUCCCUGCUGUCAAAGUCAACUUCUAUGACGCCGAUGAGCUAAAGUCUGAGGUGUCCUGGAUCCCUAAUAAACAUUACUCUGGGAUCUACGGCCUGAUGAAACUAGUCCUGACCAAGACGCUGCCCUCGGACCUGCAGAGGGUCAUAGUUUUGGACACAGACAUCACCUUUGCCACCGACAUCGCUGAGCUCUGGGCCGUCUUCCACAAGUUCAAAGGUCAGCAGGUUCUGGGUCUGGUGGAGAACCAGAGUGACUGGUACUUGGGGAACCUGUGGAAGAACCACCGACCCUGGCCGGCUCUGGGCCGAGGCUUCAACACAGGACAUCUUCAACGCCGUCAUCAAGCAGAACCCAUUUCUGGUCCACCAGCUGCCCUGUUUCUGGAACGUCCAGCUGUCGGACCACACACGCUCUGAGAAGUGCUACAAAGAUGUGUCAGACCUGAAGGUGAUCCACUGGAACUCUCCAAAGAAGCUGCGAGUGAAGAACAAGCACGUGGAGUUCUUCAGGAAUCUUUACCUCACAUUUCUUGAAUACGAUGGCAACCUUCUGCGCCGUGAGCUGUUCGGCUGUGUGAGCGAGGCUGACCACAACAGCGAGAAUCUCCAGAGGACUUUGUUAGAGCUCGACGAAGAUGAUCCCUGCUACGAGUUCCGCAGAGAGCGCUUCACACUCCAUCGAACGCAUCUUUACUUCCUCCACUACGAGUACGAGAUCAGCUCGGACAACAGCGAUGUCACUCUGGUGGCUCAGCUCUCAAUGGACAGGCUCCAGAUGUUGGAGGCCAUCUGUAAACACUGGGAAGGUCCCAUCAGCCUGGCCCUGUACCUCUCAGAUGCUGAGGCCCAGCAGUUCCUGCGCUAUGCUCAGGGAUCUGAAGUGUUAAUGAGCCGAGGGAAUGUAGGCUACCAUAUAGUCUACAAAGAAGGCCAGUUCUACCCCGUGAACCUGCUGCGGAACGUGGCCAUGCAGCAGGUCAACACACCCUACAUGUUUUUAUCAGAUAUUGAUUUCCUGCCCAUGUACGGCCUCUACGAGUAUCUCAGAAAGUCGGUCGUUCAGCUGGACAUGGCCAACACUAAAAAAGCUCUGGUGGUUCCAGCCUUUGAGACCCUGCGAUAUCGUCUGUCCUUCCCAAAGUCGAAGGCUGAGCUGCUUUCUCAGCUGGACAUGGGCACGCUCUUCACUUUCAGAUACCACGUGUGGACGAAGGGUCACGCACCAACUAACUUUGCUAAAUGGCGGACAGCCACCACGCCUUACAAAGUACAGUGGGAGGCCGACUUUGAGCCGUAUGUGAUGGUGAGGAGAGACUGUCCUGAGUAUGACCGCCGCUUUGUGGGCUUCGGCUGGAACAAGGUGGCUCACAUCAUGGAGCUGGAUGCACAGGUCUUAUACGAAACCCCAGUGGGAUUCUGUAAGACGUCACUGAGAACAUUAGAGCAUCAGUGCGGGACCACCUGAGUCUUUGACUCCAAACUUUGUCCUUUACUGUGGAUGGAGAAGAGAUGACUGUCUGCUGUGGGGGGCCGAGUUCAGGGACCCCUGCUCCAUCUCAGGCAGCAGGCAAAGCAAAGCAGAGAUUCAACGCCUUGCUAUGUUUGUUAAAGCAGUGACGGCCUGUGUGUGUGUGUGUGUGUGUGUGUGUGUAUGUGUGUGUGUGACAGCAGAGUAGGCAGUCAGAUAAGACAAAGACAUAAAGGCAGGUUUUCAAACCGUGUGAUGAAAUAGUAAUGUGACUCAGCUGAGCGUGUUGAGCCGUGUAUGACUGGAGAUCAUCUCUCCUGUGAGAGCCAGGACCCUCGGGGGGUCCUGGCUCCCUGUCGUGGUUCGUCUGUAGACUUCCUGUCAGAGCACGACACCAAAUGCUGCAACAGAAAAUGUUGGGGAGUCACCCUGAUCUCCACCAACGGUUCACUCACAUUUUGAUAUUCCUUUAAGAGGUUUCAGUUUUGUUGGUGGAAACAUGGAGAGCUGCUGGUCUUUCUGUCUGAACUGAAGGUUUAACAUCAGUUUUUGUAGUUGUUUAAACCAGGGGUCUGCAGCCUGCUGCCCUGAGGCUUCAGGUGGUCCUUUAGUUCCUGUAACUUUGACCAAACAAACCAUGGAGUGACGA
Molecule: messenger RNA, 3132 nt
Organism: Austrofundulus limnaeus
Lineage: Eukaryota; Metazoa; Chordata; Actinopteri; Cyprinodontiformes; Rivulidae
Gene: large1
Product: LARGE xylosyl- and glucuronyltransferase 1
Biological process (GO): protein O-linked glycosylation via mannose
Cellular component (GO): Golgi apparatus
Molecular function (GO): glucuronosyltransferase activity; xylosyltransferase activity
Source: RefSeq, a predicted model, not a curated record